This is a messenger RNA of Entrophospora sp. SA101, 636 nucleotides long. The record is from the annotation of a GenBank genome assembly. NCBI's taxonomy places the organism in Eukaryota, Fungi, Glomeromycota, Glomeromycetes, Entrophosporales, Entrophosporaceae.
AUGUCUAAUGAGGGAGAAAAUUGGGACUUUAUGAAGGUGGCGCCUGUUUUAACAGGGCCUUUUUUCAUAGUGAUUGGUUAUAGGUUUCUUGCUUUGUGGUAUAGAAGAAAAGAAGCCAAUGAAAUAUCUCAGCUUGAAAGUUUAAGGGCCCAACAAAGUCUUAAAGUGGAAGAAUUGAAAAAGAAAACUGGUUAUUACACAACUAAAACUUUGUUAGAAAGAUAUGAUUCACCAACAAGACUUCCAACAAAUCAACAGCCAAUGUCUCCUGGUCAAAAAAAUCCAUUAACAACAACGACACCUGGUAGUCUAAAACCUGGUACACCAAAUUCUUUGCCAGCGUUAUUGCCCUCUUUAUCUACAAAUAACAAUUUAUUAUCAUCAUCAAAUGGUAAUCUUGAUGCCUCGAUUGAUUCUUUAUCACCAAGGAGAGGUCGAUCUACAACACCAAAACAAACAAGUAGAGAUUCAUCAUCAGAUCCAGAAAAUAAAAGAUUAGCUUCAAGAUCUACAAGUAGGAAAAGAAAAGGUAGCCAUCAUCGCAGUAGUGCUGAGAAUGAUGACAAUGAAGGCUUUGAAGAUAAUAGAUUUAAGCAUUAUAAUGUUAAAGAUGGAAUUGAUGAUAAUAAUGAAUAA